CGGAACAUGAAGAGGAACGGGAGCCGGGGGUGCGUGGCGCGGAAGACGCGCUUCGGGUCGCGGGAGCGGGACUGGCUGAAGGGGGACAGCCAGCGGGGGUGCGUGUGCCUGUACGGCCCGGCCGACCCGCAGCCCGACCUGAGGCUGGUGCUCUGCUCCUCCAGCACCUCGGCCCAGGAGCUGUGCUCCCAGGGGGAGGCGCAGGCGCUGUACCUGCAGCUGCACGGAGACCUGCUCAGGAGGCUGGACCCCUCGGAGUGCCCCCUGCAGAUCGUGUACGACUACCUGGCCGCCAUGGGGUAUGAGGACCCUCUGAGGAUCCAGAGGGAGGCGGCCAACUCCGACCUCAGCUGCAUGAUCCGCUUCUACAGCGAGAAGCCCCUGAGUGUGGACCAGCUGGACCGCACGCUGCUGAAAGGGGUGUUCAGCGUGCGGAAGGGGAAGACGCAGCUGCACAAGUGGGCGGAGCGGCAGGUCAUCCUCUGCGGCACCUGCCUGACCGUGGCCUCCGUGAAGGAGAGCCUCACCGGCAAGAUGCACAUCCUGCCCCUGGUGGGGGGAAAGGUAGAAGAGGUGAAGAGGAGGCAGCAUUGUUUGAUGUUCAGCUCGGCCGGUCCUCAGGCUCAGACCUACUUUGUGAACUUUGACACCCUGGCGGACUACCAGAGAUGGCACCGGCAAGCGUCUAAAGUGGUCUCUCAGACAGUCAGCCUGGUGGAUCUCUCCUGCUACAGUCUGGAAGGAGUCCCUGAGUGUCUGUUCUACAGCCAGGACAUCACCCACCUCAACCUGCGCCACAACUUCCUGAGUCUGGAGGGGGCCGGGGGGAUACAGAACCUCUGCAGGUUCUCACAGCUGAAGAGCCUGAAUCUAUCCCACAACCGCCUGGGCUCCUUCCCAGAAUGCAUCUGUGACAUCGCCUCACUUACAGAGCUCAAUCUGUCCUGCAACGGAAUCCAGACUCUACCUGCACAGAUCGGCCACCUGCUCAGCCUACAGACGCUGUCUCUGGACGGGAACCAUCUCAGCGCCCUGCCCGACGAGCUGGGCGGCCUGCCCGGCCUCUGCAGCCUGGGCCUCUCCUUCAACGACUUCCCCCACGUCCCCGCAGUGCUGGACAGGCUGACGGGCGUGGACCGGCUGGCCAUGGCGGGGAACCGGGUGGAGACCCUGGAGCUGGGCAUGCUGGCGCGCAUGACGCACCUGAAGACCGUCGACCUGCGGCUGAACGGGCUCCGCUGGGUAAAGACUGAGGACCUGGAGGCGGUGAAGCAGGUGACCUACCUGGACCUGCGGGACAACCAGCUCACCUGCCUGGACCUGAGCUCCACCUGCAGCCUGGAGACCCUGCACUGCCAGCGCAACCAGCUGGAGACACUCACGCUCAGCGGGUUCACCCUGCGCACCCUGUGUGCCAGCACCAACCGUUUGACCACAGUCAAUAUCUACCCAGUUCCAAACCAUUUGAUGCACAUGGACCUGUCACGGAACCUGCUGGAGUAUCUCCCAGACUGGGUGUGCGACACCCGAAAACUGGAGGUGCUGGACGUCUCGCACAACCUCCUGUCUGAGCUGCCCUCCAGGUUGCUGAGCAGCCUGAGUCUCCGGAAGCUUCUGGCAGGAGACAACCGUCUGCGUGGCCUGCCCGACCUGCUGGACCACACCCCCCUGGAGACACUGGAUCUCCAGCACAACCAGCUCUGUGAGCUGCCUGAGGGCCUCUUCUGCAAGGCGCUGAAUCUGAGGUACCUGAACGUGUCGGCGAACUCCCUGGAGAGCGUACCCCCGAGCAGCCACACGGAGGAGAACCUCGGCACCCUGCAGGAGCUCUACCUGACGGGCAACGGCCUGACCGAGAACUGCGCCGCCCUGCUGGUCGGACACCAGCACCUGCGCGUGCUGCACAUGGCCUACAACCAACUGCAGGCCUUCCCUGCCAGUAAGCUGAGUAAGUUUGAGCAGCUGGAGGAGCUGAAUCUGAGCGGGAACCAGCUGAGGAGCCUGCCCUCCACCGUGUCCAGCUGCCACAGACUCCACACCCUCAUCGCACACUCCAACCACAUCAACGUCUUCCCCGACAUCCUCAGCCUGCCCGAGAUCAAGCUGGUGGAUCUGAGCUGUAAUGAGCUAGCGGAGAUCCUGCUGCCAGACUGCCUCCCCCCCACCCUGCAGGAGCUCGACCUCACCGGCAACCACAACCUCAGUCUGGAGCACAAAACACUCAACCUGUUCAGCCACAUCACCACCCUGAAGCUGGACCAGAGGCCCGCUGUGACGGCUGGCGACGCCCUGGGCUCCCCCCCCCUCUGGACUCACGGGUACUCCGAGAUGAGCGGCCAGAGGAACAAGCUGUGUGUGUCCGUGCUCGCGCUGGACCGCUUCGGGGACGGGGCGGGGGCCGCUUACGGCCUCUUCGACGGCGACCGGAACGAGGAAGUGCCUCGACUGCUGCAGUGCACCAUGGGAGACGUGCUGUCAGAGGAGCUCCAGCACUCCAGCGUGGACAGCGUGUACAUGACCAACACGUUCCUCACCUCACACAGGAAGCUGGGCGUGGCAGGGCAGAAGCUGGGGGCCUCGGCGGUGCUGUGCUACAUCCACCACGAGCCGUCCGACCCGGCCGGCUGCUUCAGCCUCACCCUGGCCAACGUGGGCUCCUGCCAGGCCGUGCUGUGCCGCGGCGGGCAGCCGCUGCCCCUGUCCCGGGCCUUCAGCCUGGAGCAGAGCGGGGAGGAGACGGAGCGCGUCAAACGCAGCAAGGCCAUCAUCACCGAGGAUAACAAGGUGAGUGGGGUGACCUGCUGCUCCCGCCUGCUGGGCUGCUCCUACCUGUCCCCCGGGGUGCUGCCCAGGCCCUGGGUACACACGGAGCCGCUGUGCGCCCAGGACCACUUCCUGAUCCUGGGGAACCGCGCGCUGUUCCAGAAGGUUCCCUACGGCGAGGCCGUGCGCACGGUGCAGGCCGUCAAAGACCCUCGCGCCGCCGCCAAGAAACUGUGCACGCUGGCGCAGAGCUACGGCUGCCGCGGCAACGUGGGGGCGCUGGUGCUGUCGCUGAGCGUGGGGGAGGACGGCUGCACCUGCGAGCCCCCGCCGGGCCCCCCGGGGCCCCCCGCCCCCGUCCCCGUCCCCGCCGGCGUGGCGCCGGGCGACCCGGCCACGCCCUCCUCCAGCGGCGGCGGCACGGCGUCGGAGUUGAGCAGCGAGACGUCGGCGUCGGAGGUGGGCAGCGAGGCGGGCUCCACGGCGUCCGACGAGAACCCGCCCCCCGGCGCGGCCCAGAAGGCCGAGCGGCGCUGCAGCCUGCACCCCGUCGCCGCGCUCUGCGGGCCGGGGCCGGGGUCGGGGGUCGCCGGGGUCGGGGGUCACCCGGGGCUGUUCCAGCGCCAGCCGUCCUCCGCCACCUUCUCCAGCAACCAGUCGGACAACGGGCUGGACAGCGACGACGAGCGCCCGCUGGAGGGCGUCAUCUCCAACGGCAGCAGGCUGGAGGUGGAGGUGGACAUCCACUGCUGCGCCUUCCAGAUCCGCGCGGGCCCCGCGGGGGCCGCGGCCGAGCCCGACGCGCGGGGCGAGGACCACCACGGCGCCGGGCCGGCGGGGAAGAUGCGCCGGCAGAACAGCGUGGUCGUGUCGGCCACCAACGGCUGCCUGCUGGCGGUGUGCGGACGCGAGCUCUCCGACCUGAAGAAGUCGCCCUCCACCUCCAGCCUGUUCGGCAAGAAGCUGCCCAACGGCUCCGUGGUGGCCCUGGAGGACAGCCACAACGCCAUCGAGGUGGCGCUGGAGGCGCCCAAGAAGAAGUCGGGCUACUUCUCCGCGCCCGCCCAGCAGGACCCCGAGGACCAGCUGGUGGUUCCGGCCGGGCUGGAGCAGGACGUGCGGGAGCAGCUGAGGGGCCAGAACCCCGUUGUCCCGGGCCCCCCGCCCCCCAACACCCCUCCCACCACCAGGGAGCCCGCCUGGGACGGCCCCCGGCCCCCGCAGCUGCCUCGACACCAGCCCCCCAGCCCCCCAGCCCCGCAGCAGGAGGUGUACGACACCGCGCUGUAG
Conger conger (European conger) is the source of this 4053-nucleotide messenger RNA. Its product is annotated as PH domain leucine-rich repeat-containing protein phosphatase 2-like. The record is from RefSeq and is a predicted model, not a curated record. Lineage: Eukaryota; Metazoa; Chordata; Actinopteri; Anguilliformes; Congridae. Gene Ontology annotation, molecular function: protein binding. The transcript has 18 exons. The coding region runs from base 7 to 4053 and encodes 1348 amino acids.